Molecule: messenger RNA, 981 nt
Organism: Adelges cooleyi (spruce gall adelgid)
Lineage: Eukaryota; Metazoa; Arthropoda; Insecta; Hemiptera; Adelgidae
Product: homeobox protein mab-5-like
Exons: 4
Coding region: 28-912 (294 amino acids)
Biological process (GO): regulation of transcription by RNA polymerase II
Cellular component (GO): nucleus
Molecular function (GO): RNA polymerase II cis-regulatory region sequence-specific DNA binding; DNA-binding transcription factor activity, RNA polymerase II-specific
Source: RefSeq, a predicted model, not a curated record
ACACCGCAUUCGGUUUCGUUCGAAUCCAUGGACGGCAUGAACUUCGGCACCCUGUUGGACUUGGACCGCGGUCAACCCGCAAACUUAGAACCGACCUCGGCCAAUCCGCCGACCCCGACCACGGCGCCCGUGUCCGUGUCCAGCAGUACGCUUUCUGACUUACCGCCGUCCACAACGUAUCAACAACAGACCAUGACCGCCCACCUCAACGACUACGACAACGUGGUGUCCAGCUACAACAGCUACUGCGGCAACACGUUCGACCCUUACUACGCGCAGACCUACGCCCCGUUGCCGCCCUAUACAGAUAUCAGGAACACAGCUCCUUUGCCGCAGCCCCAGUGCACGCAGGCGGGCGUCCGGAGGAGAGAAAAACAGAAACGCCAGAGGACCGCGUACUCCAGCGAGCAGUUGAUGCACCUGGAGGAGUCGUUCACGAACAAUCAGUAUCUGAACCGGGCGAGGAGGAUAGAUUUGGCGAGGACGUUGAGACUGACCGAGAGACAAAUCAAAAUAUGGUUCCAAAACAGGCGCAUGAAGGAGAAAAAAUCAAAAAGAGAUUCGGGUCAAGUGGAGUCGACCAGCGGCAGUAGCUCAGUGUCCGGGGCGCCUACCGGGCUCGGUUCCGUGGGCUACGGCGGCGGCGGCGGCGGCCCGUACAGCGAUGCAGCGACGCCCAAGAUGAACCGGUACAGUCCGACCAGUUCGUUCUCGACGCCGUCGCCGCCCAUCCAGCUGAUCGAGCCGCAACCGCAGGGCCCGUCCACCACGCUGCACCAUUACUCCUAUCCGCCCGUCGCCGACAUGUACAGCAACGCGUGUCCGUCCACGCUGCCGCCGCCGUCGUACGAACAGGCCGUGAUGAACGGCCAGAUGCAAUGGUACUCGCACGCCGACGACGCGAAUCUGUGAUCGGCGCCCGGCAUGUCUCCAGCAGGCCCAUUUUUUCAAAAAAAAAAAAAAAAAAACCCCACCGCUUUU